AGGCUAGCAUAAAUAAAGGAUAAAUCAAUAAUCUUGGCUUCAUAGAACAGCUACUUUCUGGCAUAGAACGAACAUCUUAUUCACAUCUCAUUUCAAAUCGAGAUGUAAAAAAUGUAAUCUGGACAGCUACAUCUGGGAUAAACAAACGCAGAUGUAGAUGUGUCCGAUGUGGAUAAACAAACGUUCGAGAUGUAAAAAAUGCAUCCGAUGUGGAUAUUCAAACGCGGCAUUUCUUACUUCAAGGCAUAAACUUAUUUUGGAAAACAUGGACGCUCAAUCUAUAUAACCAUCUAUAAAAUUGACCUGUCAGAUCCACUAGUUUCUUAUUAAUGCCCAGGGCUGGUAUAUCUUACCAGCCCUGAUUAAUGCCUACAGGCAACCAUUUUGUUUUGUCCAAAUCCGUAUUUCCGAUGCGUCCGUCCGCGCCGCGCCCGAUACGUUCGUACGCGUCCGAUACACGUUCUAAAUGGGCGCUCACCUUUAGAUCACUAUAUAACCUUGAAAGUUUUGUUAUUGAAAUUUGAUUGAAAGUCAUCAGUGUAAAAAAUGUUUUAUUGGGCCACCGUUUAAUGUAGACUAUAAUCUGAAUCCUUUCUCUCAUUUAUCGUGCUAUAUUUUUUGAUAUUCCAAUAAUUUAGUGUCUUUUGAUAAUUACAAUCACUUCCACAUUCCACAUCAACACUGCUAAAAUGUACAAAAGACUAAUCCCUGAUGAAUUCGAUGAAUCGAAGUCUGCAGAACUAUGUCUAAAUCUAUACAGAAACUCUUUGAAAUCAAAAGAUAUGGAUCAUGAUGGAACUCACUUUGAUAGUCUGUAUCCUCAUGUUUUCGUAACGUUAGGGGCUUCGGGUGAUUUGGCUCGUAAAAAAAUUUAUCCUACUUUGUGGUGGCUUUUCCGUGACAAUCUGUUGCCUGUAAAUACUGUUUUCUUCGGUUAUGCGAGAUCCAAGACUUCCAUUAGUGAUAUUAGAAAAAAAUGUGAGCCCUAUAUGAAUGUUAAACAAAACGAACAACAGAGAUAUGAAGAAUUUUGGAAAUUAAAUAAUUAUACAUCAGGACAGUAUGUAUCAAGGACUGAUUUUGAACUUUUAAAUAAAGAGAUAGAAAAAUUUGAAAAAGUGCCAGUUGCAAAUAGAUUAUUUUAUCUAGCAUUGCCACCGUCCGUUUAUGAAGAUGUUACUGUUCACAUAAAGAAUACAUGCAUGGGAAAAAAAGGAUGGACAAGAGUAAUAAUAGAAAAACCUUUCGGCCGGGACUUACAAUCUUCUGACAAGCUCUCAAAUCACCUUAGCCACCUGUUCACAGAAAACCAAAUUUAUAGAAUAGAUCAUUAUUUAGGAAAAGAAAUGGUACAAAAUUUGAUGACACUUAGAUUUGGUAAUAGAAUAUUUAAUCCCACAUGGAACAGAGAUAACAUAGCUUCAAUUCAAAUAAGUUUUAAAGAACCAUUUGGUACUCAAGGAAGGGGUGGAUAUUUUGAUGAGUUUGGAAUCAUUAGGGAUAUUAUGCAGAACCAUCUUCUACAAAUUUUAACGUUGGUGGCAAUGGAAAAACCUGCCUCCUGUCAACCUGACGACAUUAGGAAUGAAAAAGUAAAGGUUUUAAAAAGCAUUCAAGUGAUCCAACUAAAAGAUGUUGUCCUUGGACAAUAUGUAGGUAAUCCUAAAGGAGAUGGUGAUGCAAAAUUGGGAUAUCUUGAAGAUCCCACUGUACCAAAAGAUUCCAUUACCCCCACUUAUGCCUUAGCUGUGUUGCGAAUCAAUAAUGAGCGAUGGGAUGGAGUGCCGUUUGUACUUAAAUGUGGAAAAGCCCUGAAUGAACGUAAAGCAGAGGUAAGAAUCCAAUUCAAAGAUGUUCCUGGAGAUAUUUUUGAUGGUAAACCAAAAAGAAAUGAAUUAGUUAUCCGUGUCCAACCUGGAGAAGCUUUGUAUGUUAAACUGAUGGUCAAAACUCCCGGUAUGGCUUUCGAUAUGGAAGAAACCGAAUUGGAUCUAACAUACGGAAGCAGAUAUUCGAAUGUUAAACUUCCCGAUGCAUAUGAACGUUUAAUUUUGGAUGUCUUCUGUGGAUCACAAAUGCACUUUGUCCGUUCUGAUGAAUUGAGUGAAGCUUGGAGGAUAUUCACUCCAUUGUUGCACCAAGUCGAAGAAGACAAAAUAAAACCUAUUCCAUACAUAUAUGGAAGCAGAGGUCCCAAGGAAGCAGACGAAUUGUUGGGUAACAAUAACUUCUGCUAUACAGGAUCGUAUAAAUGGAAACAAAAUCUUUAAAAUAUGUGAUAUAAAAUUUCUUAAGCUUUACAAACAUUCCUAAGUUUUUUAUUAUAUAUUUAUAUUUACGAUUCAAAGUUGUUAAUGCAUUAAGGAAAUUGUUGGCAAUAAAAUAUUUUUUAACUUU
Molecule: messenger RNA, 2397 nt
Organism: Psylliodes chrysocephalus
Lineage: Eukaryota; Metazoa; Arthropoda; Insecta; Coleoptera; Chrysomelidae
Source: the annotation of a GenBank genome assembly